CUAAUUAGAUAUUUAAAUAUGUUUCAUAUAUCUUAAAAUUGAAUCAAUGCUUAGAUUUUUCACAUUUUUAAAUUGUACUAACAACGCCCGCUAGUGUCGAAUAUUGAAAUUCACUAAAGAUUCAAUCUUAAUAAGUGUUUUCUUAUUGGUAACAGAUAAAAUUCUCCCGCCAAAUCCGUAACAACAUAUUAAAUCUAUAUGCGAAUAAAAAUAUCUAUUAAUGUUAAAUUUUGUAAAUAAUAAUUAGAUAUAGUGAAAUAAAAGUAUUAUUAAUUUAUAUAAUUAAAAAAUUUAUAACAACAUUUAUAACAUUUAUAACAAGCUAAUAUCAAAAAUAUUUAUAUUAAAAAAAUUUUAUAUUUUAUAAAUGUCAGAAGAAGAUUUAUUUAAUUGGACAGAUUUACCAAAAGAAAUUGAAGAUGAUUUUAUUUCAAUCAGAGGAGAUUAUGAUUAUCCAUUAUAUUUAUCCGAAAAAGAAGAAUGGAUUAAUUAUAAAAAUAUUGAAAACAAAGAAGAUAAAAUAAAAGUUUAUGGACCUUUUUUAAUAUGUGAAUUGAAUAGAUUUGUACCUUAUUUAGAAGGUAAAAAUAUAAAAUUUCAUCCUCUUAAUAUGCCUUAUAUCAGAAUAGGAAAAAUUAAUAUAAUGGGAUUUGUAAUAUGUGAUUCUGAAGAUGCUAAAUGUUAUCGAUAUCAAGUUGAUGAUGGAACAGGAACCAUCACUAUUUUUUAUGAUAAAAAGUUUUUUGCAAAAAGUGUUGCACUAAGAAGAAAAAUUGAUAAAAAGUAUCAUAAUUUAUCAAAUAAUGUAAAAGAAAAUAUGAAAAUAUUAAAAAAUCAAAAAUGCCCAAAAAAAUUUCCAAAUCCAAGACCAAAAUUUUUUUAUCCUCCUAAUACAAGUAUACGUGAUAUGGCUAUUUUUGAAUAUAACUGGUCAUUGGAAACAAAUAAUGGGACAUUGGGUGAAGAGAUACAACGUUGUAAUUAUAUACAUGCAUUAGGUUAUUGUACACUUGACUUUUUGCAUAAAAAUAAGCCGAAAACAGAAAUUACAUUUACAGAUAUAUGCCAUGCGAAAAUAAAUUUCAUUGCAACUAGAAUUAUAUGUUUAACUGAACAACAAUAUAAUAAAAAGUUGCUUUCAUGGAUUUAUAAUAAUGUCAGAAAACGGUAUGAUGAAUAUCUAAAUGAAUCCUUUUCCAAAUCAUAAAAAAAUACAAAUUUAGAAAGUUAAUAAUAAAUUAUAAUACUAUAUAUUUUUUAAGAAGUAGAUUAAGGA
This is a messenger RNA of Apis dorsata (giant honeybee), 1276 nucleotides long. RefSeq lists its product as uncharacterized. NCBI's taxonomy places the organism in Eukaryota, Metazoa, Arthropoda, Insecta, Hymenoptera, Apidae. Bases 368 to 1207 code for a protein of 279 amino acids. The transcript is spliced from 4 exons. The record is from RefSeq and is a predicted model, not a curated record.